This is a messenger RNA of Nestor notabilis (Kea), 2144 nucleotides long. Its product is annotated as perilipin-3-like. The record is from RefSeq and is a predicted model, not a curated record. The transcript has 10 exons. Gene Ontology annotation, biological process: positive regulation of triglyceride storage; lipid storage. The annotation marks the transcript as partial. Gene Ontology annotation, cellular component: cytosol; lipid droplet. Lineage: Eukaryota; Metazoa; Chordata; Aves; Psittaciformes; Psittacidae.
CUGCAGCUGAAUUCACUAUGGCAUCAGAGAAGACCACAAAAAAGGAUCUGCUGAAGGCUGAGGAACAGCAGCAAGCGAGUGCUGUCAAUCGAGUAACCAGCUUGCCCUUGCUCAACUCUGCAUUUAACCUGGUCUCAUCUGCCUACAACUAUACCAAGGAGACUCAUCCUUGCCUCAGCGGUGUCUGCAGCGUGGCUGAGACUGUGGCUGCUGUUGCAGUAGGCAGCGUGGUUGGUGGGGCACAGCCCAUCCUGAACCAGCUUGAGCCCCAAAUUGCACUUGUAAAUGAAUAUGCCUGUAAAGGACUGGAUCAGCUGGAGGAGAACUUGCCUUUUCUUCAACAGCCAGCAGAUAAGGUAAUCUCGGACACCAAGCAGCUGGUUUCCACCAAAGUGACAUCUGCUAUGGAUGCUGCCUGCGAGGCAAAAGAAGCAAUGGCCAAUAAAGUGACUGAAGCUGUGGACCUCACUAAAAAUGUUGUUGGGGACAGUGUCAAGCUGACCAGGUCAGUGGUCACCUCCACUAUUAGCAGUGCUGUGGAGGCUGCUCACGGUGCCAAGGACCUUGUGACCAACAAGGUGACCGAAGCAGUGGACCUCACUAAACACAUGGUGGAGGACAGCAUUGGACAGACCAAGUCUGCUGUAGCUUCUACUAUUGUCAAUGCUGUGGAGGCUGCCCAGGGUGCCAAGGACCUCGUGACCAACAAGGUGACUGAAGCAGUGGACCUCAGUAAGCACAUGGUGGAGGACAGCAUUGGACAGACCAAGUCUGCUGUAGCUUCUACUAUUGUCAAUGCUGUGGAGGCUGCCCAGGGUGCCAAGGACCUAGUGACUAAUAAGGUGACAGAGGCAGUGGACUUCAGUAAACAUAUUGUGGAAGACAGCGUUGGAAGGACCAAGUCUGCUGUAGCUUCUACUAUUGUCAAUGCUGUGGAGGCUGCCCAGGGUGCCAAGGACCUUGUGACCAACAAGGUGACUGAAGCCAUGGACCUAACCAAAGGGGCUGUUCAAGAUGGUGUUGAGAAGACCAAAUCAGUGGUUGCUUCCACAGUCAGUACAGCUCUGGAUGCUGCAUAUGGCAGCAUUACUAGCAAAAUAAAUACAGCCCUGGAGCAGGGCAGAGAGGCUCUCCAGGAGGGUGUGGAAAUGACCAACACGGUGGUGACCAACAGCAUAAGCAAAGCCAAAGCAGUGAGCCAAGCGGUGGGAGGUGGUGUGGAAGCUGUCCUGGGUAUGUCAGAAGACCUGGUGGAUCACUACCUCCCCAUGACAGAGGAGGAACUAGGUAAACUGGCCACCUCUGAGGGAUUUGGGAUGGCUUCUGUGGAGGAGCAGAGGCAGAACAAGAGUUACUUUGUGCGCCUGGGUUCCCUGUCUAACAAAGUGCGGCGCCGAGCCUACCACCUCUCCCUGGCCAAACUGCAGCGUGUCAGGCAGAGCACCCAGGAGACUCUCUCACGGCUCCAGCUGGCAAUAAAACUGAUUGAAUCUGUGAAAGGGGAGGUUGGCCAGAAGCUCCUGGAUGGGCAGGAGAAGCUCUAUCAGCUGUGGGUGGACUGGAGCCUGACCCAACCCAAAGGAAACCAAGUCAAAACUGCCUCCCAAGUAGAGGUGGAGUCACGGACUCUAACUAUGCUGCAUAUCAUCACCCAGCAGCUACAACCUGUUUAUGAGAACCUGAAAGCCAGCAUCCAGGGCCUCCCCAGCAACAUCCAAGAAGCUGUGUAUCAGGCCACUCGAAAUAUCCACAAGCUCCACAGAUCUUUUUCCAGUGCUGUGUCUUUCGAGGACCUCUCCAGCACCAUCCUGACCCAGAGCCAGGACCGUGUGGCAGAAGCCCGAAGGUCCCUAGAUGAACUCUUUGAGUAUGUAACUCAGCACACUCCUCUAAACUGGGUUGUGGGGCCCUUCAGGGCAGUAGCUAAUGUGUCACAGGGGAGCAGAAAGCAGAAGAAGAAAGAUUUGGUGACUCCAGUAAAAUCACCUGUGCUGGAAAAGGCCACAUCAUCAAAGGAGGGGGUUAAGACACCUGAAGAACCAAAGGGAGCACACGAGAUCCUGGGAAAGGAAGGGUGUGAAGUGCUAGAGAAGCUGGAAGAGAAGGCAGAGAAAGACACAGCGGUGGCACUGGCUGCAGAGGAG